Xyrauchen texanus (razorback sucker) is the source of this 3631-nucleotide messenger RNA. RefSeq names its product glutamate receptor 3-like. NCBI's taxonomy places the organism in Eukaryota, Metazoa, Chordata, Actinopteri, Cypriniformes, Catostomidae. Gene Ontology annotation, cellular component: AMPA glutamate receptor complex; plasma membrane; dendritic spine. The transcript is spliced from 16 exons. The coding region runs from base 207 to 2867 and encodes 886 amino acids. The record is from RefSeq and is a predicted model, not a curated record. Gene Ontology annotation, biological process: synaptic transmission, glutamatergic; monoatomic ion transport; modulation of chemical synaptic transmission. Gene Ontology annotation, molecular function: AMPA glutamate receptor activity; transmitter-gated monoatomic ion channel activity involved in regulation of postsynaptic membrane potential.
UCUGCAGCGCUGUCCUGAAUUGAGAAGCCCCCGUUGUCUGCUCGUACUCUGCACAAUAUAGCACCUCGCGUUCUUCCUGCAGCACAAAUUGACCUCUCCGGCAUCGCGUGAGAGAGUCGGUACACAUCUGGCGAAUUUUGUUGAGCCCUCGCGCCCGAGUCUGGAUGUUGCACGUGAGCUGACGAAUUUUAGAGGUCGGAGUAAAAAUGCUGCGGCGAGCGCAUGCGAGCGUCUUGCUCCUUCCUUGGCUGAUGCUGCAAACCCAGGCGGGCUUUCCAAACCAGAUCAAUAUCGGUGGUCUGUUCAUGCGCUCCACGGUCCAGGAACACAGUGCGUUCCGCUUCGCCGUGCAGCUCUACAACACCAAUCAAAACAUCACAGAGAAACCCUUUCAUCUGAAUUAUAACGUGGACAACCUGGAGUCAUCCAAUAGCUUCUCUGUUACGCACGCAUUCUGUUCUCAGUUCUCAAGAGGUGUAUAUGCAAUAUUUGGAUUCUAUGACAGGAGGUCAAUGAACACAUUAACAUCAUUCUGUGGCGCUCUGCACACCUCCUUUAUCACUCCAUCUUUUCCCACGGACACAGAUGUGCAGUUUGUCAUGCAGAUGAGGCCAAGCCUCCGAGGGGCGCUGCUCAGCUUGCUAUCCCAUUACAAAUGGGAGAAAUUUGUCUACCUGUACGACACUGAAAGAGGUUUUUCCAUCCUACAGGCCAUAAUGGAGUCUGCAGUAAUGAAUAAUUGGCAGGUGACGGCACGUUCAGUGGGCAACAUUGUGGAUCCCCUGGAAUACAGACGCAUUAUUGAAGAGAUGGACCGACGGCAGGAGAAACAUUUCCUUAUUGACUGUGAGGUUGAGCGUAUUAACAGUAUUCUAGAGCAGGUUGUGAUCUCAGGAAAGAACAGUCGAGGAUAUCAUUACAUCCUGGCUAAUCUUGGAUUCUCUAAUGUGAGUCUGGAUAAGGUGUUCUCAGGUGGUGCUAACAUUACCGGCUUCCAAAUCAUAAAUCCUGAAAGUCCAAUUGUGCAGCAGUUUCUCCAGCGCUGGGAACGACUCGACGAGAGAGAGUUUCCUGAAUCUAGAAACACACCUCUGAAGUACACCUCUGCGCUGACUCACGAUGCCAUCCUGGUGAUAGCCGAGGCGUUUCGGUAUUUGAGACGUCAGCGUGUGGAUAUUUCCCGUAGAGGGAGUGCGGGUGACUGCCUUGCCAAUCCGGCUGUACCGUGGAGCCAGGGAAUCGACAUUGAGAGAGCGCUCAAAAUGGUACAGGUUCAUGGUAUGACGGGAAAAAUUCAGUUUGACUCAUUCGGACGACGAUCAAAUUACACCAUAGAUGUUUAUGAGAUGAAACCUGGAGGAGCCAGAAAGAUUGGCUACUGGAAUGAAUAUGAGAAAUUUGUUUAUAUAGUGGAGAAGCAGGUUACCAACGAAUCCUCCUCUGUGGAAAACAGAACCAUUGUGGUCACUACUAUUAUGGAAGCUCCCUAUGUAAUGUACAAGAGGAAUUAUAUGCAGAUGGAUGGAAAUGAACGUUAUGAGGGCUACUGUGUAGACUUGGCAUCAGAAAUCGCCAAGCACGUGGGCAUAAAGUACAAACUGUCCAUUGUGGCUGAUGGGAAAUACGGAGCGCGCGAUCCUGAGACCAAGACCUGGAACGGCAUGGUGGGGGAAUUGGUAUAUGGGAGAGCAGAUAUAGCUGUGGCACCCCUCACUAUAACCCUUGUCCGGGAGGAGGUGAUCGAUUUCUCCAAGCCUUUCAUGAGUCUAGGAAUUUCCAUCAUGAUCAAGAAACCCCAAAAGUCCAAACCUGGAGUGUUCUCCUUCCUGGACCCACUUGCUUAUGAGAUCUGGAUGUGUAUUGUGUUUGCAUACAUUGGUGUGAGCGUGGUUCUCUUCCUGGUUAGUCGUUUCAGUCCGUACGAAUGGCACCUGGACGAGAACGAAGAGGUGAAAGAUCCGCAGGCGCCACCUGACCCACCCAAUGACUUCGGCAUCUUUAACAGUCUCUGGUUCUCACUUGGAGCUUUCAUGCAGCAAGGAUGCGAUAUCUCGCCAAGGUCUCUGUCCGGGCGUAUAGUUGGUGGUGUGUGGUGGUUUUUCACUCUGAUCAUCAUUUCAUCCUACACCGCAAAUCUGGCUGCUUUCCUUACUGUGGAAAGAAUGGUGUCACCUAUAGAGAGUGCAGAAGACCUCGCCAAGCAGACCGAGAUCGCCUAUGGGACCCUUGACUCCGGUUCCACCAAAGAGUUCUUCAGGCGUUCCAAAAUAGCUGUCUAUGAGAAGAUGUGGUCUUAUAUGAAGUCUGCUGAACCAUCUGUGUUUGUGAAAACAACCCCUGAUGGAGUGGCUCGUGUGCGGAAGUCUAAGGGAAAGUUUGCGUUCCUGCUCGAGUCCACAAUGAAUGAAUACAUUGAGCAGAGAAAGCCAUGCGACACAAUGAAGGUGGGAGGGAACCUGGACUCCAAGGGCUACGGUGUGGCCACGCCCAAAGGGUCGGCAUUAAGAAGCGCUGUAAACCUGGCGGUGUUAAAGCUGAAUGAGCAGGGCCUGCUGGACAAGCUGAAAAAUAAAUGGUGGUACGACAAGGGAGAGUGCGGCAGCGGAGGAGGUGACUCGAAGGAUAAGACCAGUGCGCUGAGUCUCAGUAACGUGGCUGGUGUGUUCUAUAUCCUGGUGGGGGGUCUGGGUCUGGCCAUGACUGUGGCUCUUGUGGAGUUCUGCUAUAAGUCGCAUCAGGAGACCAAACGACUCAAACUUGCCAAAAAUGCCCAGAACUUUAAACCAGCUCCUCCACCUACUGCACAGAGUUUCACCACUUACAGAGAGGGCUAUAACGUCUAUGGAACAGAGAGCGUCAAAAUUUAAUGGUUGGAAGCCUGUCCCAUGCUGAUCAUGUCAUAUGUUGCAUGAGAUAGAUUCUCAGUUUUUUUACUUUCAGAGUUGACUGCAAUUACCUUUAGAAUGUGGACACACACCCAUCCAAAAGUUAUCUCACUGGAACUCUCUUCUUCUCGACUCUGAUCACAACCUGAACCAAUAAUCAUGCGACAGACUAUCGGCUGGACCAACCACCUGUCACCCUCUCUCAGUGCCUUACUGAACAAUUGGCAAAACAUAAAAAACAAGCAGGCCAUCUCACCAAACCCUGGAGAUAUCUUGCUGAGUGAUGGGUCUGAAAUCAUAUUCAUUAUUCUUAUUAUGAGAGGGACAGAUACAGAACGGGAAAGAGAGAGAUUUGAUAUGGUUUAUCUCAUGUUCAUUGAUGACAGUGUUUUCAUGAGUGUCAGUCAUCUUGUCUCCAUGACUACUUACAUUUAUAUGGAUUUAUAUUUUGAAUCCACUGAAAUCUGUUGGUUUAAAAUGUUGUCCUAUGAUUCUGUGUCCUCAACUUUAUGUUGUGAGUAAUGUACAUAAUAAUUUAAGACAUAUUAUGGCAUUAGAGAACUAAUGGUCAAUAAUGUUUCCUUUUCUUAAUUUAUAUGAUAUUUAGACUUUUAGUUCAUUGUGUAUUCAUCUUGGAUUAGAGCUAAUGUUGGAACCUCAGACUGUAUGUGCAUGAGGGUGAGAGUGUGUUCAUGGUGUGUGUUUCACAAUCUGUAAUCUAAACCCAUUGAGGGUGUGAAUUUACU